Molecule: messenger RNA, 723 nt
Organism: Parastagonospora nodorum SN15
Lineage: Eukaryota; Fungi; Ascomycota; Dothideomycetes; Pleosporales; Phaeosphaeriaceae
Exons: 2
Coding region: 1-723 (240 amino acids)
Molecular function (GO): catalytic activity
Source: RefSeq, a predicted model, not a curated record
AUGUCUGAGGCAGAUUUCCAUCAGCUCUUUGCGGAAGCUGUAGCUGCAGGACGACCUGGAUCCAAUUUUCCUUUGGAAAUAUCCAUGGGUAUAGCCAAAGUUCACGAGAAACCCGCCAAGGAGCUGGCUUGGUACCUGAAUCCGCUUUCGGCACAUAUGACGGGCAACCUAGAUUCCGCAUUGGCCGAAGACCCGCAUUUCCUGGAAAGCCCCCUCGAUGCUUUUGGACUCGAUUCCCUGCUUGCCGUCGAGAUCCGAACCUGGUGGUUGAAAACUCUGCAAGUUAAUAUACCUGUCAUGAAGAUACUCUCCGGGCUUACAGUGAGAGACAUCAUUAUAUCUGCUGUCGAAGGUCUUUUGCCUGAGCUGACGCCGAACAUAUCCGCUCACGAGGAGACUGUAGUCGAGAACGGCCACGGGAACGAAGAUAUCAUGGGUGAAUCUCAGGCAGAGAAUGUCAACGACUCUAAUGCAGCCAAGUACGUCAACCACUUGCGACAGCGUCAUCCGGUCAUCCGAUCAAUGGAACUGUCUUUCAAUCAGAAAAUGUAUUGGUUCGGUUUAACAUCGAUGCAGGACAAGACCGCACUAAACCACACCGCGUGUUAUCGCAUUACCGGCAAACUUCGCAUAGAGGAUCUCAAACGCGCUAUUCUUCGUCUAGGACAGCUUCAUGAUACUCUGCGAAUGUGCUUUCAAACAUCCACGGGGAUACAAGAUUAG